UAUGUAUAUGGAAACACACGGCCGUCAGAAUACUUCCUCUCGAAACCAGUCAAGCGUGCGGCGAUACUUGUCAAUGCCAACUGAGUCUCAUAGUUGGAUAUUGGCGAAGUAUGGCACGAGCCCUAGCAGUGAGCAGAUGCAGAAUGUGGUUAACCUUGAGCCGGCAUUUCUUGAUUAACCCAUGCAUUCGGUCAAGCUCGCAAACGUCAAAUCGACUUUGCGAAUCAUGGUUGCCUUCUAUACGUGGGACUCCCUGUAGUAGCACCCUG
Molecule: messenger RNA, 269 nt
Organism: Periconia digitata
Lineage: Eukaryota; Fungi; Ascomycota; Dothideomycetes; Pleosporales; Periconiaceae
Source: the annotation of a GenBank genome assembly